Drosophila serrata is the source of this 994-nucleotide messenger RNA. RefSeq names its product synaptic vesicle glycoprotein 2B. Gene Ontology annotation, biological process: transmembrane transport. NCBI's taxonomy places the organism in Eukaryota, Metazoa, Arthropoda, Insecta, Diptera, Drosophilidae. Gene Ontology annotation, molecular function: transmembrane transporter activity. The record is from RefSeq and is a predicted model, not a curated record. Gene Ontology annotation, cellular component: membrane.
UUACGGGGCAAUGAUGACAAGUUAUCCAGGGGCCAAAUUGUUAAUAAGGUAAAUGCCAAAAAGUGAUGGCUUGUACCCUGUUAACAAUUGUCCACCUUGGGCUUACCAUCAACGUUUGUUAUUUUGGGACGGAGAAUGAAGGUGUCUAGGUCUAGGACUAAGGACUAAGGACUAAGGACUAGAAAACGGUGAAAAGAUAGAGCUAUAUUGAACAAAGCAUGCUUCUAAAACGACAUCUAAUUUCGUGCGACAUAGCUAUAUGCUAUGUCUGCUUGGAAAUGCCUUUUGCUUCAUUAUUUAGUUUAGCAAAUUUAUGUGUUUAAUGUAUUUCAAAUUGUGGAAAUGGACGUGGACUUGGCUCUUUCAGCCAUGGUAACUUCCAAGGUUUUGGUUGCGCCCAAGUGGUCAUCAUGGUGGUGUGCAUGAUACUCUGCAUUUACACUGUGACGGAGGACUAUAUAGUGGCCUAUAUCCUGAUUCUAACUUCCUGUGAGUUUACCACCACAUCCGGAGAGAAAACUCUUCUGGCCAACGCAGCGAUGUUUGGCAUGGUGUCCUCCGGUUUAUUCAUUGGCAUUUUUGCGGACAAAUACGGCAGGAAAUUCGCCAUCCAAGUGACUUUGUUGGGAUCGCUCAGCUUCUCUUUCAUAUCCUCCCUUAUGCCGGAGGUCUAUUCGAUGGCGGUUAUGCGAUUCAUUCUUGGGGUUUUCCUCAACGGUCCCGCCUCCUUGGGGAUUGGCUACCUAAUGGAGUAUUAUGCACCGAAAUGGCAUGCCUUGGCGGUCAGUGUUCAGGUCCAGGGAGUAGCAUUGGGUUUGUUCUACAAUCCGGCUAUGGGUGGGCCAUCCUGCCAGGGCAGUACAGCUGGAGGAUUAGCAGCAAUAUUGAGGUCCGAACGUGGCGCUUCUACAUGUGGGUGAUAACCGUUCCCGGCUGGUUGGCUUUCUUCGGAUUGUUCUUUGUGCCGGAGAGCCCCUACUUCCUGAUGUAUGCA